Molecule: messenger RNA, 1789 nt
Organism: Thalassophryne amazonica
Lineage: Eukaryota; Metazoa; Chordata; Actinopteri; Batrachoidiformes; Batrachoididae
Product: zinc finger protein with KRAB and SCAN domains 8-like
Exons: 3
Biological process (GO): regulation of transcription by RNA polymerase II
Molecular function (GO): DNA-binding transcription factor activity; RNA polymerase II cis-regulatory region sequence-specific DNA binding
Source: RefSeq, a predicted model, not a curated record
AGGAAGUCGACGCUCGAUUAGCUAAUUGUUUACUAACGGAAAAUUCCGAUUAUAGCAGUUUAAGCUUCACUUUUUAUGUUUCUGAUUUACUUCUCAAAGAGCUCCAGAGGCACAACACUGUACAGUAAACCAGAAGAAGAAAAGAGGAAGUAAGCGCCCAGCAGAGACGGUGUUUAAACUGUGGUUAACUGCUACUAGUGGUGAUGAAAAGAUGCAGUUUGUUACCAACCAGAAUACACUUUGGCUCCAUAGUGUGGAACACUCCAGCACAUGAUCCCAACCCUGAGAUGAGAUCUUCAAUGCAAUAACAAGUUUUGAUCAGAUCUGACACACCUCCAUACUGCUUUAUUUUAUGUUAUAAUGAAUGUUGUUGGUAAUUCUGUCCAUUUAAAUUCCUCCUUGCAGACAUGCAGCAGCUGCUGGUGAGUAAAGAAAACGUUCUCCCUGAGCUGCAAGAAUGGAAUCAAAAUCUGGAUCAACCGGACUCAAAGCCUCCAAACAUUAAAGAGGAACAGGAGGAACUCUGGGUUGGUCAGGAGGGAAAGCAUCUUCAUGGCCUGGAGGAGGCUGAUCUCACUAAGUUCCCUUCCACUGCUGUCUGUGUGACGAGUGAAGAUGAAGAAAAACCACAGUCAUCACAGCUUCAUCAAAGCCGAAGAAACGAGAGCACAGAAGUGGAGCUUCUUUCCAGCAACUCCACUGAUCCCAGAACAGUGAAAACAGAAGCUAAUGGAGACGACUGUGGAGGGUCACAACCAGCCAGAGACGGGUUCCAACCACAUCCUGAUGACAUGCAGCAGUUGGUGAUUAAAGAAGAAAUUAUUUCUGAACAGCAGGAGUGUAAUCUGAGUGUUGACCAGGAGGACAUGAAAGAGGAACAAGAGAGGCUCUGGAUCAGUCAACACGGACAGGAGGUCCACCAGCUGGAGGAAGCUGAUGUCACCAAGUUCCCGUUCACCGCUGUGAAGCCUGAAAAACCAGAGUCACCACAGUUUCAUCAAAGCCAGAGUGAUGAGAGCACAGAGGCUGAUCCUGCAGCCAGCAGCUCGACCGUCCACAGAACACUGACAGCACAAGCUGAUGGAGAGGACGAUGGAGGACCACAACCAGCCAGCACCUCAGGUCCAAACAGUCCUUUACAAACAGAGACCAGUGACAGGAGCUCAGACAGUUCAGAGACUGAGACUGAUGACAGUCAUAAUUGGGAACAGGCGAGAGACCUUCAUUCAAGUUUUAACUGUCAGAAAGAAAGCAAUGUUUCAAAACAACACAAAGGAAUGCGAACAAGUGAAAAAUCAUUUGACUGUUCUGCAUGUGGUAAAAGAUUUGGACACAAGCGCAAUCUGAUCACACACAUGAGAAUCCAUACCGAACAGAAACCACUUGGCUGUUCUGAGUGUGGUCAAAGAUUUAGACGUAAGCACAAUCUGGUCAGACACAUGAGAAUUCAUACAGGAGAGAAAACAUUCAUCUGUUCUGACUGUGAUAAAAGAUUUAGACAGAAGAGUGAUCUAAUCACACACAUGAGAAUUCAUACGGGAGAGAAACCAUUUGUCUGUUCUGAAUGUGAUAAAAGAUUUGGACAAAAGAGCAGUCUUAUUUUCCAUCUGAGGAUUCAUACAGGAGAGAAACCAUAUGGCUGUUCUGAGUGUGGAAAAGGAUUUCGACAAAAAGGCCAGCUUAUUUCACACAUGCGAACUCAUACAGGAGAGAAACCCUUUGGCUGUUCCCAUUGUGGUAGAAAAUUUGGGGAGAAGAGCAGUUUUAUUUUUCAUAUGAGAAGUCAUAC